AUGAGUCUACAACGAUUUAAAAUAGUCCGGACUUAACCACAAACGGGACGCGACCUACAACCUAUUCUCUUUCGCGGCUGGCGAGAGACCGGUGACGCAGCUUAAACCUUUUAAUCUCCAAAUUCUGCAUAUUUUGACCUAACCACGGCAACAUCAAAACCACCACUAUAUACCUCCGAUUUUCACCAUCACUAACAUAAAUCACUUGAAAAUCAUCAAAUAUUAUCACCUCCAUCAUCAAUCGCCCCCCAAAAGUUCAUUUUUUCAUACAGUUCACACAAGAUUCGAAGUGGUUUUCUGAGGGUUAGUCGAUUCUCAUAGUUUUCUGCAUAUAAUUCGACGAUAAGGUGAAGGAUCAGCUUCAGGAGCGGUUGGAAGGAAACGAGGGCCGCAGACACGUCCUAGGGGUGAAACCCUACCUUUGCCAUCCGAUUUUGGAAAACGUCAGAUUGAGUAUAGGUCGGCGGGUGUUCCUCAUGGGCAAAGUACACGGCUAAAAGAUAGCCCAUUGCUACAGUUUGCUUUGAACUCAAAUGAGCAGGCUCGGUUGGCGGAGUUGAUUACGGUAGAUCUGCUACCAUAUAGGAGGAUUGAUUGGGAUAUGGUGGACUGUCUGGGUAACGGGAGAGAAUUGAGCAGUUACUGGGGGAAAAGUUUAGGUUGGUUUUGGAUUGCGACGCUCCUCAAUAUAAGGAGCUCACGUUAGAGUUUCACGCCACAUUUGAAUACAAGCAAGGUAGUUACGAGGAAAAGGAUGCGGUGUCCUUUUCACUGGGUAGGAAGGUGUAUGAGAUGACGAUACCUCAGUUUGCGGUGGCUACUAGAUUUUAUACCGAGGAGGAGAUACAGGCACCUGGGUCUGAUGAAAGAUGAGUUGGUGAGAUUCUGGGCCAAAUUUCCACUGUUCCUUAUUCAAAUAAUAUGGUAGCCUCCGAUAUCACCGAUCCAGUUCACCGAUUUCUGCACAAGAUCAUGGCAGCUACGUUAGUAGGUAGACAGACAUCAGGGUGAUAACAAGGUGAACCAAGUUGGUCUGUUUUGCUUGUUGUGUAUGGUUGAGAGGAGGCCAGCGAAUCUGGCAAGUGUGUUCGCAUGGUCGAUGACGAGGCCAUGGAGAGGUGGACCGGGGGCCCGGGUUUAAUGUGGGCCGUAUGUUACAUGGUUAGCUGAGAGCCUUGGGUGUUUACUAGAUACCCACGAGAGCCAAUGAGAGAGGAACCGGUUCCCUGUUUUAUGAGUUUGAGGGAUCUACAAUCUGCUGCCAUUGUUACUUAUGAUCAGCCACCUACUUGGUCACGUAUCAGACAGGGUCCGCAGGUUCCGCCGCCGCCAGAUUCUGAUGCUGCAGCUUCGAUGCAGUCUGCCAUACCGGUCCGUUAUCAGGUGCCGGUGACUCGUUAUGACUUACCAGGAUGUCAGUAUCCUCUAAGAGAGCCUCGUCCGGACCUACUUACGUUGGAGUCUUUGUAUGACAGGAUGGAGACUGGGUUCGAGGAUUUACAUGGGUAUGUGGAUGAGCAGUUUGUUGGUGUGAGGCAGGUUAUGGAGGAGAGUCGACUGGCGCAUGAGCAGGGGAUGAGGCGGAUAGAGGAUGGUAUGCGGUUCAUUAUGGAGGGUCUGCGUCUGGGAGUCCCGUCUUCUUUUCAGCCACAGCCGCAGGCAGGGCCCAAUGGUAUGGAGGGGGUUCAACCAUAUCAUGUGCAGUAGGGAUCUGAGGAGGAUUAGGAUGAUGAUGAUGAUGCAGCAGCAGUUCUAGAUCUAUAUCUUUUGUUUUCUUUUUAUGUUGUUUUCAUCUAUUAUGGUAUGUAGGAUUAGGAUCAAAUACAAAGGAUCCUAAUUGUAACAA
This is a messenger RNA of Helianthus annuus (common sunflower), 1846 nucleotides long. RefSeq lists its product as uncharacterized. The transcript has 2 exons. NCBI's taxonomy places the organism in Eukaryota, Viridiplantae, Streptophyta, Magnoliopsida, Asterales, Asteraceae. The record is from RefSeq and is a predicted model, not a curated record. The coding region runs from base 1207 to 1707 and encodes 166 amino acids.